Molecule: messenger RNA, 413 nt
Organism: Chionomys nivalis (European snow vole)
Lineage: Eukaryota; Metazoa; Chordata; Mammalia; Rodentia; Cricetidae
Product: small ubiquitin-related modifier 2-like
Exons: 1
Coding region: 126-413 (95 amino acids)
Biological process (GO): protein sumoylation
Cellular component (GO): nucleus
Molecular function (GO): ubiquitin-like protein ligase binding; protein tag activity
Source: RefSeq, a predicted model, not a curated record
AGUCCAGGUCUCCAGCCACUGCCGCCUCCUUCUUCUGCCGCUCCUGGUGCUGCCUGUGUGCUCCUUCAGUGCGGACCUGGUGCCUCUUUUGUGAAGCAGCAGCUGAGGAGACUCCGACGUUCGCCAUGGCCGACAAGAAACCCAAGGAAGGAGUCAAGACCGAGAACAACGACCAUAUUAAUUUGAAGGUGGCGGGUCAGGAUGGCUCUGUGGUGCAGUUUAAAAUUAAGAGGCAUACACCACUUAGUAAACUAAUGAAAGCCUAUUGUGAACGACAGGGUUUGUCAAUGAGGCAGAUCAGAUUCCGGUUUGAUGGGCAGCCAAUCAAUGAAACAGACACACCUGUACAGUUGGAAAUGGAGGAUGAAGAUACGAUUGAUGUGUUCCAGCAGCAGAUAGGAGGUGUCUACUAA